AUGAGUUCCGACAAAAGGGAUGCUUCUAUUGUUUGCAUCAUGAAUCACUGCGAGGAUGAGCCCUCCAUGCCUAAUUCUUCUGACAUUGAGAUACGCAUACCUAGAAUGAUUUCAAAUACUUCUUCAAUGUUGAAAGGGGUUCAUACUAGUGAUGUUGUGUCCGGCGGGGUCGAUUCGGCUGGUGAUAUCACGAUCUCUUCUUAUACCGUUAGGACAGAAGAAGAUAUGCGAUCGACCGGUGUUUUUCUUCAAACGACGACUGAAGCCCCCACUUCUUCUUUAUCACUGGGACAGGUUAUUGAAACGAAUACUACGGAUAAAUAUGGUUUACAGAGCAUCAUCCGACGUCCUACUAAAACGUUGAACACCUCCGCGGCGCAAUAUUCGAGCCUUGUGACGCGAAAUACAUUGAAUCUGCCGCAGCUUCUUAGUCUUGAAUCGAUUUUCUCCAACAGUGCUCAUCCUCACACAGGGGAUACUACAUCACUUGCUAAGCCGACACUGGAUCCAGCCAGCGUGCGCUGGUGUCCCCCAGAUCAAUGGGUACCUGAUGCGCACGUCGUUAAUUGUAUGGCUCCUGAUUGCAAAAUGUCCUUUUCCAUUUUUACUCAUAAGGAACACUGCAAGCUCUGCGGAAGGGUUUUUUGCUCUUCAUGCUGUACCAACGAGGUUGGAGUCCUCAAAGACGGAUCCCCCUGCCCAAGCCACAGCCGCAAUGCCAGUGAAAACAUGAAAGGAUCUGACCCGUUGGCUAGUAAUGGCUUUCAUCAUCCCAGGAACCAUUCCUAUGUGUUGAGUGAAAUAGAUGGUACUCUGCCAAUGGUAUUCACACAUUCAACGCAAUUUGCAUCAACAGGAUCUAUGAACUGUAUUGCAGCCCACGCUUCCGUGUGUAAUGCCGCUUCGAUUUCUACAAAUCUCGAACCCACCUCGUCGUGCGCUGUCAUCGGGGACAAUGCGGGCCCCCUUAGCACUUCACUACCGAAGACCUCCAAAGUGGUAAUAUACCGUGUGUGUAAUGAAUGCUUCUAUGAGACUCAACUUGUCAUUUCGACGCGGGGGGAGGACGGCAGACUGCGUCGGAAAUGUCGUGGUCAGAUGAAGUUGUUUCAGCGAGUUCUUUUAGUAAACAUUUUAAGCUUUCUCCCUCUGCGUGAUUUGCUCGAGACAGCGCUCAUAUCGUCGGAGUUCUACUUCAUGUCAAGGGAAAACGUAAUAUGGUACCAGUACAAUACUGCGCGGUGGCUCAAGGAGACGGAAAAUCCACAUUUUUCAUUCACUGGAGAUACAAAUCACAUGCUGACCGUUGCCGCGGCGAACUCUGGCUCAUUGGCAAGCCGGAAUCAGUAUUGGUUAUCCGCCCAUGACAGUUACUAUAGAGUGGCCUCAUCACCAUCGUCAUCAACACUAACUAUAGCACUUGAUGGUGGCACCGCGAGCGUUGUGGAGGGAUCGGUAAAUUAUCCAAGGGUUCCUGUUCUUGAGGAUGCUACAGCCUUAACACAGGGUGAAGCAUUCAAGCGUGUGAUCUCUCACCACGCGCGAUACAACUACACCCAGUUCCUGGAUUUUGCAAGACGACAAGAAAUGGCACGAUGUGAAGGUCUGGCAUGGUUUUCAGUGGCCUCCCGCGUGCUAUUAUCAAGUCCCAUUAGAGUAGCCCUUAUUGGGCCUUCAGGCGUCGGGAAGACUACCAGUCUGCGUGCCUUCUUAAAGGAAAAUAAACAAGGGAGCACAGUCCACUCGACGAUGGGUUUCACGCGGUACAAAGUGACCUUAUGGAUGAGCAGCGAGUCCAAAGUUGGUGUGAACAUGGAGAUCUACGACCUGAGCGGCAAUGAACGGUACGAGGCUCUGCGUCGAUUCAUCUGCAGUCAGUGCCAUGUUAUUGGGCUAUGUUACAAUCCCUGCCGCAAAGUGACACUGGUACAGGCUGCGGAUGUGAUGAUGGGGGUUGAGCCAACUCUUGGACCGCAGCCGGUUGUUGUGUGCGGGUUAAUUCCCUCAGCGGAGAGUUAUAUGGCGGGUGUGAAUAGCACAUCACCAAAAGAUGUAUGUAAUGGGUUCAAUGCUACUCUUCAAAAUCUACAUGUUUCUCAAACUCCACAUCAGAAGCGUUCAACCACGCUGCCCACUGUUUCAUCUUCGACGCCAGGAACCGCAUUGUCGGAAACCUAUGCAGGUUUUCAAGGGUCAACGAUCGCGUUGGCCACCCUAUCAGGUGAUGCGGCCUCUGCCCCUCUGAGGUCAAUUCAUUCAGUGCACGAUGCUACAAAGUGUGGUCUUGAGGACGUCCCUAGCCUGCAAAGUGAAAGACCAACACUCCACAAAAACAACUUCUCCGUCGAGGUAUCAGAGGAGGAUGCCGCGGGUAUCACCGUGCGUGAUGGCGGCUCUUUGCAUUGUCUGAUUCAUCAAACACAUGCAUUCUAUGACCGUCUGGUUUACUCUCUGAUCGAUCGUUUGUCUUUGGCCGUCAUGGCUAACCGAACAAGCAUAGCCGACCUUACCGAGUACUCUGAAGAAAGCGAACCCUGCAGAUUUGGUGGCGCUCCGGUGUCCGAUUUAUCGCGCUCUUUCGCGAAGCGGGAUCCGAAAGUAGACAAGGCCAUUGCGGAAGGGCUGCUAAGGUUGACAAUGCAACCUUCCACACUGAACGUACUACUGGAUCGUUAA
Phytomonas sp. Hart1 is the source of this 2676-nucleotide messenger RNA. NCBI's taxonomy places the organism in Eukaryota, Euglenozoa, Kinetoplastea, Trypanosomatida, Trypanosomatidae. The record is from the annotation of a GenBank genome assembly.